This is a messenger RNA of Didymella exigua CBS 183.55, 1332 nucleotides long. RefSeq lists its product as uncharacterized. The transcript has 3 exons. Gene Ontology annotation, molecular function: protein-disulfide reductase activity. The coding region runs from base 71 to 1009 and encodes 312 amino acids. Gene Ontology annotation, cellular component: mitochondrial intermembrane space. Gene Ontology annotation, biological process: protein import into mitochondrial intermembrane space. The record is from RefSeq and is a predicted model, not a curated record. Lineage: Eukaryota; Fungi; Ascomycota; Dothideomycetes; Pleosporales; Didymellaceae.
CGACGAACCGCGACACCACGGCUACCACCACACUUGUCUCCUUUCUUCGGUCGUUUCUUACCGAGUCGCCAUGUUCCGGACUGCUCCUCGAUUAAUUGCCCCCCGAGGUCUCCCUCAGGGCGCCCUGCGCAUCCCACGCGCCACCACCUCGCUCCCCGCCCGUCGAUUCAUCAGCACAGCGCCCCCCGCGCAAAAGCGCCGGAGCUGGAAGAGCCUGGUAGCGCGCCUCGGACUCGCGGGCGCGAUAAUAUACUACUACAACACCACCGACGUCUUCGGCGACGACCCGCGACGCCUCGCACCCGUGCAUGCCCGCUCGUCGACGGAGGAAACCGAGCCUGGCAGCUUGCCCACCAUCGAGUCCAUUGCCGCCGAGCGCGCCCAGCGCAGAGCCGUACAGCAGCACCUCGAGCUGCAGCGCGAGAAGGAAGCGGCGCGGCAGCAGGAGCAGCCGCAGCGAUCCGGCGACGAUGGCGCGGCGCAGGACGGCGGUGCUCCCGCAGGCGGCGUGGAGGGCCUCGAGGCCGAGGCCGACCAGCAGGGUGCUUUCAACCCCGAGACGGGCGAGAUCAACUGGGACUGUCCGUGUCUGGGCGGCAUGGCGACGGGGCCGUGCGGCGACGAGUUCAAGGCUGCAUUUAGCUGCUUUGUGUUCAGCAAGGAGGAGCCCAAGGGCGUGGAUUGCAUUGAGAAGUUCAAGGACAUGCAGGGCUGCUUCCGCCAGUACCCCGAGAUCUACGGCAGCGAAAUCGACAACGACGACGACGACGAUGACGACAUGACCGCCGACGCCGCCGCCGACGUUGCCGUCCCCUCGUCCACAUCCCCCGAGCCCGCGCUGUCCGGCGAGACCAACACCGCCACCGCUACGCCCGUCAACGCGCCCGUGAAGGAUUCCAAGGGCAACACCGCGGGCCCCCACUCGGCAGAGAAGCUGGAGCAGAACAGGCGCGAGCUGGGCCUUGUGCCCGACAGCUACCGGCCCGACGAGAAGGAUGUCAAGGGGUAGAGCGUAGCGAGUGCGAACUGUCUCAAGGCAGCUACGACAGGCGUUAGAAGUGGCUGUGAGAGAUUGAGAGGGACUGAGCGGGGGUAAAGGACUACGGAACGAGAAGACUAGACACCAAAGGAGCGAAGAGCGCACAUUGGAAGGAAAGACACGAUUUGAGUUGUUGGAGUGUAUUAUAUCGCAUUGCAUAUCACUGCAUCUAAAAGGCGGGCUGGUGUUGUAGGAGGUUACGUGCUCGAUAUGGAUAUGUACAACACCCUGUUCCGAAUACCACACACACAACAAACAAAUACACAACAAACACAACAAACACAUACACGGCC